AUGAAGACUUCUCUUCCAUACCUUCUAACUCCAGGUCACGCCCAGGAAGGGGCAUGGCAGAACCCACACCAGUUCCCUACUCUGCCUUGGCCUCCUCUGGCCAACUCUAAUUAUGAAUCUCCUGUGAGUCAGCUGGGAAGCAUGCAGAAUAUGAGCUUGGGGCUCUCAUUCAUAUUAGCUGGGAUUUUCCUUAGUAAUAGUAGAUCAGAGGCUUUUCCAUUCUUUAGUGAUGAGCUUACUUUAGGUAAAAUCUUCUAAGAGUAUAGGAGAAAUUUCUUUUGGAAGUUUCAACUUACUUGCAGCGCAUCGGCGCCCCUCCUGCGCUCUGCCGGGGACCAGGUGGCGGUUGGCGGCGGCCGGCCAGGACAAUCGGAGCCUGCCAGGGCGCCGAUCCGCUUGCUCCCGGAGUCCGAGAGGCCGGGUUCGCCGGCCGGUGCGGCUUCUCCGAGCGAGCGGAGCCCCGGCCUCGCAGUCCGCUUUGUUGGAGUGCUGUCCGAGAGAUUCUCUCGAGAGGUUUAG
Molecule: messenger RNA, 519 nt
Organism: Galeopterus variegatus (Sunda flying lemur)
Lineage: Eukaryota; Metazoa; Chordata; Mammalia; Dermoptera; Cynocephalidae
Product: chromosome unknown open reading frame, human C17orf112
Source: RefSeq, a predicted model, not a curated record